CCUCGUUCGGCGUGUCUGUCCUCUUUCGUGGCCGUUUAACGGACUUGAUAAGCUAAUGGUGCUGAUCCACGGAACAACAGCAUUGCCGGAAUCCCUUUCGACCGGCUGUGCCAUACGCGAUUUCGCAAUUGUUGUCGCAGUCGCAGCUGCAGCGGUGUUUCCACCUUGGUUCCUUAAUUCCAUUCCGUUUCACGCGUGCCGGGUACAAGAGAAAAAUCGAGCGUUAUCAAUUAUCAUGAGAAACGGGUAGGCACCGAGUUUUCCACUCAUUAGUGAACCUUCGGACGACGCGCGAGAGCUACUUUGGUGCAACGAUCGUUCAUCAAGGGAUUUAUACAAAGACAAAGAUCUCGAUACGAGCGGAUGCUAAUAGAGGCGGAUUGAAUAAUUCCAAGACAAUGUGACGAGAACAUAACUGAAAAAGACAGGGUCUGCGAUUCAGCGAGCCUACAAGUAGGAGCUACGCGCGCUUCGGCCGCCUGCUGCGAUCUAAAUCCGCGGAUCGAGCCCCGUUCCGCGGCGGCCCGCCCCUCCCCACUUCUUCGAUUCGCCAGGACGUCAGCUGGAACUUGCGUGUUCCAGGACCGUAGAGCGAGCCGAUAGCGGGAUCUGAUCCUCCGGCCGGGGUCGGAUGUGGUGGACGUGUUCAGCCGGGGGAAGGACAGCGGUUCCACCGACGGCGGAGGUAGCUGAGCGUUGUCGUUCGGACGAGCUGGCACCUGGACGGCCGUAUUGGAUGAGCAGGGGUGAUUGUCGGUGAUGGACAAUGAGCAACCGCAUCAGGAACUGGUCAAGUGCGUGGUCGUCGGCGACACGGCAGUCGGAAAGACCAGACUGAUCUGCGCCAGGGCCUGCAACAAGCACGUGUCCCUAUCGCAAUUGUUGACCACCCACGUACCGACCGUCUGGGCCAUCGACCAGUACAGGAUCUACAAGGACGUUUUAGAACGUUCCUGGGAGGUGGUGGACAACGUGAACGUAUCCCUGAGACUCUGGGACACGUUCGGCGACCACGAGAAGGACCGUCGAUUCGCGUACGGCAGGUCGGACGUAGUGCUGCUAUGCUUCUCCAUCACCAACCCGGUGUCCUUGCGGAACUGCAAGGCCAUGUGGUACCCGGAGAUAAGGAGGUUCUGCCCGCAGACACCGGUGCUGCUGGUGGGCUGCAAGAACGACCUGCGGUACAUGUACCGAGAUGAGACUUAUCUGAGCUACUUCCGCGACCGCAGCCCUUUCGUCAGGGCGACGAGGAAGAGCGACCUGGUGAUGCCUGACCAGGCUCGAGCCGUCGCCAGGGAGCUGGGAGUCUGCUACUACGAAACCAGCGUCUUCACGUACUACGGGGUGAACGAGGUGUUCGAGAACUCGAUACGCGCCGCGCUGAUCGCGCGCCGGCAGCAGCGCUUCUGGAUGACGAACCUGAAAAGGGUGCAGAGGCCUUUGCUUCAGGCCCCGUUCUGUCCGCCGAAGCCAGUGCCGCCAGAGGUGUGCCUGGCGGCGAGCACCUACGAAGAGAACAUGAAAACGCUGUGGGCGAAGCCAGUUCACACGGACGUGACCCUGAUCGCAGGGAACUGCACGUUCUCGGCGCAUCGGUGCCUCCUGGCAGCGGCUUCGCCGGCGUUUCACCGGCUGUUCACGAUGGAACUCGUUCAGGAACAGACGCCUAGGAGCUCCAGCGAGUCCAGCAUGGUGAGCACAUUCGGCGAGGCGACUGUCGGGGACUUCAACGAUGACACCGAGUGUCUGAUCCGUAUCGACCAGUCCAAACCCUCAAAGAUCUGGGAGCAGCUGAAGCGGCGCUCGAGCUUCCAAGUGUUGCCCACGAUGGACAGCCAGAGGAAGUCCACGGGAGCGACGAGGGAGCUGAACCAUCCCGCGUUCCAGAACAUUCGUGUCUGCCUGACGGAGAGCACGAACGGUGUCCAGCAGCCGACGACCGUGGUGACGCUGUCGAAGCUGAUCACGCCGCAGGCGAUGCAGCAAUGCUUGCAGUUCAUAUACACGGGCAGCUUGGAUAAACGGUAUCACGAUCUGCAAACAGCUCCUAUCGGGCUUCUACUGGAGAUCAGGCAGGCGGCCGAGUUUCUGGAGCUGCCGCAGCUGCUGAUGGUGUUGGGCACCUUGCAGUCCAGGGAGUUCAACAACGAGCUGAACAACAGGUACAAGCAAGUGGUGAGGCAACGACUGGAAGACAUCUGCCUGGAUCAAGGACUGUUCGCCGACGUGAUGUUCGACUUGGACGACGGUAGUGUGCCAGCACACAAAGCGAUUCUCACUGCCCGCUGCGACGUGAUGAAGGCCAUGUUCUCCGGCGAUUUCCGUGAAAGCAGCGCGAAAGUAAUAGUGUUCCCGGGAGUGCGCGAGUACACGUUCCACAAGUUGCUCUGUUACCUCUACACGGACGAGGUGCCAGCGAUUUCUUCUGGCAGAUGCCUGAACCUCCUGGAACUGGCGAAUCGCCUGUGCCUGCAGCGACUGGUGAACCUAGUCGAGAGCAGAGUGAUCGAGGACUUGGAGAGGCUGUCGCAGAACGAGGGGAACGAGGCUGUGGAAAACUGCCUGAGGCUGUUGGAACCUUGCAAGCUGCACAACGCCGAUCAGUUGGCAGAUUGGUGCAUGAACCACUUGUGCGUCAACUACAAUAAGCUCUGCAAGAUGUCCCCUAGGAGCGUCCGUCUUCUUCAUCCGGAGAACCAGGAAUACCUGAACGAGCAUCGGUGGCCUCCAGUAUGGUACUUGAAGGACUACGAUUACUAUCAGAAGUGUUUGGCGGAACGGGACCGCGAAAACAAGCCUACCCUGAAGAGGAACCGCAACCAGUCCGGCUGCCUGUGCUUCUCCGGGUCCAGCAAGACGAGGAGGGAGAGCUCCGGGAACGGCGGGACAGCGUCGUCCGCGUCGAACGACCCGCAAGCGGAACGCCCUCUGUUCGACUCGUCGAUAGAAUCCGGCGAGCAGGUUGUAUGACAACAGCCAAGCGGCUUAAGCCGCUCCGUCAGAUUCAUUCUGAUCCUACCCGUGCUCAUGGUCUUCAUAUGCACCAUUUUUACUAUUUUGAUACUGCUACAGAUUUAUACUUAAGGAACGAUUCCGAAACACCGACAAGACGAGUCCUAUGCGCGUACGAUAAUAACGGAACCCUCUGAUAAUCAGGAGCGUCGCCUGGCCUCCUUAUCGAUAUUUGUCUCGCACGUGACCCGGUGUCUCUGCACAGCUGGCGCACGACUCUUCACCGCGGAGAACUCGGGUGUAGGUUUUCUACGAUUAUAAACGAAUUAAAAAAUGUUGAAUACAAAAAAAGAAAAACAAAACGCGACGCGAAAUUGCCCCGCGGAACUGGUGUAUUUUUUGUACGUGAACAUCUUCUUGCGCUGUCGUUGGAAUGAUCAGCUCAAGCGCGUCUUUUCCGAAGGGGACUCUUCUCUCACGGGCGUCCGUCGUUUCUCGGAACGAAACAAGCUGGUGCCUUUUUCUCGACGACGCGUACUUGCCGCUGAUAACGACCCACGCAGCGCGACGCUGUCACCCGAACAGAAAAAGAAAGAUCAUGAGAUUUCAGUUGUUUCGGUCGGUUGUGUGAUUGUCCCGGAUAGAGUGGUCGAGUCCCGGCGUACCUUGCAUCCGUCGACUCCAAAUCACGAGGGAACUUUUCUACGUUGAGGCUUCUCUGACACGGUAACGCUGGUACCUUCUCGUACACCUGUCCUAUCAGAGGAGAUUUUCAGUAUUUUAAAAUCUAUUUCCAGUCCAUUUUAAUUCUAAUAGUUAAAAAAUUGCGCCUAUACCUCGACAUGCACGGACGUACGUCGGGUUGCCUACCGGAUGGGCAUCCAUUGGCACAGCGACGACUUCAGACUUCCUGAAAGGACAAGUGAAAUUAGUGUCCAGCGUUAGCGAGAUUUAGAACGAAUGUUACCAAAAAAAAAGAGAACGAGGAACAGCGAAACUGAAGUUCGGAUUAGGGACGUCCGAUUGGAGCAGGCGGCAACCAUCAAACGGUGUCGACGAUCGUCGUACUUUUAUCGAUGCGUAUUAGACUGAAGAAACAGAGCAAUAGUUUUAGUCCGUAGUAGACGUUGCGUUGCGAGCGAUCAGCGAACGGUUCCGUGUCGUUUGCUUCAACCGUUCGGUCCUCCACCCCACCGAGGCGAGGUUACAAUUCCUUCGAGUGCAAGGAGAGACUUCUCGUGUUUCUACCAUUUUCUAACGACCCACGAUCACACGUAAUCACUGGCGUCGGCGAUUACCUUUAAGCGGAGGGGACGCGUGCAGUUGAAUCAGGCGCGAACGAGGUAUAGGACCAUCAACGAACUCGCAUCGGGUCUUCCUUGUUUUAUACGGAUUUGAUAUCUCAGUUUUUCUAUCGGACAAUUAAUCCCUUCCAACCCGUUCGACUUGGAUGACUUCUCGUUUCCUCGCUGGUCCGGUUGCAUUCGCCCGCUUCAUUUGCCUCGGAGCUCAUGGACCACGGUUUCAGAACCACCGCUCUGAAGUACCCUGAUCUUGAAUUUUACUAGAACACGUUAUUUAGACGUUAAGCCCCAGUCCUGUACCUCGUUUGUCAAUCGAAACAGGGGUCUGGGAUUGUCUAAUUACCGCAACAUAUCGAUCACGAUGAAGGGUUACUGCUAGAAUUAAUAAACGGGAUUCUGGUAAUAAUAAUUACUUCUCUAGGUUAUGAGAGAGAGAGAGAGAGAGUGAGUGUAGAACGAGUGCAAUAAUGUUUAUAGAAUAUAGCGCGGAGCUUCAGGUGUAUCCUUGUGUAAAAGUGAAUCCACUCGUACUAGUAGUCCUGGAGAAUUGUAUUUUGUAAGUGCACAAAUCGUGGUAACCCGCGCCUCAGAAGAAACGUAACCUCGCGUUACGAAGGGCCAGUCGCGGUGAAGUUCUCGGAGGGACAGGAAACGAUCUGUAAUGUUAGCGAUCGGUAUUCAAAUGGAAAAGCUGUUUAAUAAUUUGAUACUCGUUAGUUCGUUGUUUCGCCGUCGCGAAGACCGGUCAGUACACACGUUCAUUGUCCGAGUAAGAGGAAGAUAAAUAAUGAUGUGCAGGAAAAGAGAAGGAAUUAUAAAUGGUUUCGAAUUGAACACGCGGAGUUUGGAGAAACACGUGUAACCGUUGUGCUGCCAUAACUAAUUUUCCAUUGUGUGUAACCACGUGUAUACGAGACACGAGCGCGCGUCGGUAGUGAUGGGUAACGACCGCCCGCGAGUUCCCGAACAACUCCGAAAUUCGAGACGCCGUUCUCUCAUUAAUUUUCAUUCACUUGGAUCAACGUUCGAGCCCAUCGCGACAUUUACGAGAGAAACAAAACGCAUACACCGUCGUAAGAUGCGUUACUGCCUGAAUAUCGCUGACGGAAACGACGUAUGCAAAGUGUCCGUUCCGGCGAGGGUAAGAAUCGUUAACGUCCCACUUGUACGCUACGUCAAUUUCGAUGUCAAUGUUGUCCUACGUCGCUCGUGAAUGUAUAUUUUGUACUGACAUUGGUAACCGUAGAAUUAAGGGUACGAAGACAGACGUCUAGAGCGAUAGAAAGUCGAAGAUGUUUCAAAUUUCGCGCGUAUUUUAGCACGUUGCGAGCUCUCGAAUUACAUUUGUCCGUGUGUAAAGAGGCAUUUGCGGGCGACAGAGUUCCCCUUUUCAAAGGUAAACGCGCCUGCCACUGCACAUUUCGCGAAACAAGGAUCUUGCCGCCUGUUCUAAAGUACUUAGGUGCGUUUCCAAUUUUUUCCGAUUUUCCAACAUUCUUUCCGCUGUUUUCUUUCUUGUUCUUUUGAAAUAUUCCCGCGCUCGCAAGGCCUCCAAUCCUAACUCGACGCGAUCGCGACAUCUGUUCUCGAAUCGUGCAAACUGAUUGAUCCGUAGAAAGUACUUGCGAUGUGUUGCCAGUUCGGUCGGUAAUAAGUAAACUUGGUCUUGUUAAGAAUUUAAGCAUAGCUUAAGUCGUUUAAGACGUUAUGAAAAUUGUCGAAGCGUUUCGUAUUACCGUGAACGACGAGUAAAUUGUUCAACUAUAACAAAUGGAAGUAUUCGUCGUGACGGUGACAUUUCAUUGUUUGGAUACGCCAAUUCAAACGGCGAUGCGAUUUACGCACUGAUUACAACGCGGUUUAACGUUUAUAUUUCGCGAGUUCAAUUGUUCCGUUGCUUCGAUCACACUGUUGACUAAUUACGAUGCAAGUUGGUUUUCAUCUAAUGGGAUUUCAAAUUUGAACAUCACGCUGGAACAAUUGGUACUAUGAACUUUACGACUUCAAAUUUUACCCACGCAAUUUUAAGGAUUAUAUUCAAUUGUAAACUUCAGGAUCAUUGUGAAAGAAAUCAAUCGUUCGGAAGUCUCGACUGACAAUCCAAAACGAUUUUUCGGGUGUCUUGACGGCUGUUAAUCAAGACAAGACGACGAUGUGUAUUUCAAAUUUCAUUUUACUCGCCUAAAAUAAAAGCAAAGCUGUAUAUACGUAUGUAUGCAUGCCGCUUCGAGAAAUAUGAUUUUUAUCUUAAGCUAAAUUUUAAUAUUCUAUUUUCAAAUGCACAGGCGAUAAAUAAAACUAAUUUUUAAUUAAACUUCAACAGUAUGGCAAUAAAUUCUGUCUCCUUUCGCUGAGAUCUUGAUGUUUAUAGGAUGAAGAAAAAAAAAGUCACCAUUAUUUUUUCUUUUGUAUAUUUUUAUUUUCUUACAUACAUUAAGCAUUUGCAAAUGAAUUGUAUAAAAAGUGUGUUGCUUUGGGUAACUUGUGAACUAAUUCUUGGUAAUACUUGUUGUCUCAGAAAAUGGGAAAAUAGUUGUUUCCUGGUAAAUUCAUUCAUUCUAUUUACAAUGGUAUCAAAGGCACAAUAGAUGUUGAAUAGAAUAUUACAAUGGUGUUGAUAAUGUCACCAUUGCAGUUUUAAUUUCUUCGUAUAAGUCUUUGUAGUCAUCAUGCUCUUUAAUUAGUACCAUGAGGCUUCCCCUUUUCACACCCAUUGCAUUGCCAAUAUCUUGCCUAGAUGGAGUGUAACAGUAAGGAAUGUUUUUGUCCUCGCAAACAACUGGUAAGUGGCACAUGAUUUCCAAAGGAAAAACAUCUCCCGCAAAGACCACCAACCUAACAAAUAAGAUACUUCUUGAUAUACAUAUUUCCAUAAUAGAUAUAACUAAGAAAAUUAUAUAUUACCCCUGUUCCCC
This is a messenger RNA of Nomia melanderi (Alkali bee), 7171 nucleotides long. NCBI's taxonomy places the organism in Eukaryota, Metazoa, Arthropoda, Insecta, Hymenoptera, Halictidae. The record is from RefSeq and is a predicted model, not a curated record.